CGGAGCUUUCUCGCUGUCGCAUUCACCGUGAGCUCCGAGAUCUGACUCCGGGGCGAGCAUUCACCAACACCAACCGACCAACAUGCAUUGGAUUGCUUGCUACAUUUGUCGACUCGCAGCAGUAGCCGUCCUUGUAUAAAAACCCUCUCAGCCUUCGUCUUCCCUCGUUUUUUUCCCAUGCUCAUUUUCUUCCUUGCCGCAUUCGACCGAGCUUGCUGGCUCUAAUCCGAGCUCCGAAGAGCUCCCCCGAUACCAAAAAAAUGGCAACGCCUGCCAGGACGCUCUGUCAAGCCUUCCUCCGAGCUGGGUCGGUUGCCCGGCGACGGACUAACGGUAUACCUCAACAGGUCCGCUGCCUCAGCAGACAGUCUUACCGCCCCAGUACCCCCCCAGCCUUCCGACAAUGCACCAGCCCAUCGCAACAAUGCGCUGCGCUCCUUCGCCGGCCGCAGUUCAGGGCGAUCUCGACUUCGAGGGCAUUGUUGCACGGGCAUAUCGAUCCACCGAAGCCAGGUGAAGAGCUCUACGUCACGUUUAUCGACAAGGAGGGCGACGAACACAAGUUUGCCGUAUCGGAGGGCGACAACCUUCUGGACAUAGCCCAGGCAAACGACCUGGAAAUGGAGGGUGCUUGCGGCGGUUCCUGCGCAUGUUCCACAUGCCAUGUUAUUGUUUCCGACCAGGAUUACUACGACAAGCUGCCCGAGCCCGAUGACGACGAGAACGACAUGUUGGACCUGGCAUUCGGCCUGACUGAGACCAGCCGCCUGGGAUGCCAAGUCAUCAUGAAGAAGGAGCUGGACGGGUUGAAGGUGAAGCUGCCGUCCAUGACGAGGAAUCUGCAAGCUAGUGACUUCCAGUGAGGACUCAUCAUGGCUGGUAUGGGCGCAGGUCCGAGAAAGGCGGUCUUGGGAAAACGCCGCGGCCAGGUCUAGGUGGCGUAUAGACCCUAAUUGAUUUGGGCUGGGGCAUCUUCAUUUACCCGCAUGUUCUGGGGUGUUCGGGAAGCUCGGUUGGGCGGAGAUGGGACGCUGAACGGCCGGAUGCGCUCAACACUGAGCAGACUUGUACUUAUAUACCGGGUAUCGGCGCAUGAGAGACUCUUCUAAAACGGUCGAAGCUGCCAUCACAACUCCUACCCUGCUCCCUUCCAAUGAA
Molecule: messenger RNA, 1158 nt
Organism: Phialemonium atrogriseum
Lineage: Eukaryota; Fungi; Ascomycota; Sordariomycetes; Cephalothecales; Cephalothecaceae
Product: 2Fe-2S iron-sulfur cluster binding domain protein
Exons: 2
Coding region: 261-863 (200 amino acids)
Biological process (GO): P450-containing electron transport chain; positive regulation of oxidoreductase activity
Cellular component (GO): mitochondrion
Molecular function (GO): 2 iron, 2 sulfur cluster binding
Source: RefSeq, a predicted model, not a curated record